Botrytis deweyae is the source of this 3957-nucleotide messenger RNA. RefSeq lists its product as uncharacterized. Gene Ontology annotation, molecular function: calcium:proton antiporter activity; ATP binding; protein kinase activity. The record is from RefSeq and is a predicted model, not a curated record. Lineage: Eukaryota; Fungi; Ascomycota; Leotiomycetes; Helotiales; Sclerotiniaceae. The transcript is spliced from 4 exons. Bases 1 to 3957 code for a protein of 1318 amino acids. Gene Ontology annotation, biological process: protein phosphorylation; calcium ion transmembrane transport; intracellular calcium ion homeostasis. Gene Ontology annotation, cellular component: membrane.
AUGCCCCAGGUGGCUGCUGAGAGAAAUUCAACAUCGGGUUCAACAUCCAAUAAUGCUGACCUGAGUUGGGAGAUUGAUGAUAUGGCCGAGAGCUCUAGUACCAUCAACAUGCCGAUUUCGAAUACUGACGACCCCUCUUCGUGGGACGAACAACAUACAAUUUCCAAAUAUAGCAAUUUCAAAGGUUCUGGUGAAUCAGUUGAUGCUCUCGAGGCUAUGAAGGAAGUCUUGGAAAUAAUUUUGCAGAACGAUAUUCAAGGUCCACAAUUACUUCGCCUUAAUAGCGAAUUUAGCUUGGAACUUGGAAAAGGGACUCAAUUCAGGGUAACAGGUGCAUCAAAAGAAUUUCGAUCAAAGCUCAAGCGUGCUCGGAAGCUCGAUAAUGUAGAGCUCUCUCAAGAAAAAGCCAUUCUUUGGGAUACGCUAGAUACACUGGCCAACUCUGUUGUAAAGCGAGCACUAUGGACUCCAGAUCUGACCAAUCGUCGAUUUCUUUCUGAAGCUCAUGGUGAAAAUCUUUCAAAACAGGAUAUGGCGAGAGAACUAGAGAGCCAGCUCCGGUCGGCUAAAAAAGAAAUUGACAAGCUUUGCAAUAAAUCAUAUAGAGAGCACCCUAACAUAAUAUCAUUCGAAAGUCUCAGUAAGAUUUGUAGCGAUAUAGGAACUGGACUGGGAGCUCUACACGCUGGCAAUGUCACUCACGGAGACAUGAAGCCCGAAAAUGUUCUGUUGUUUGCUGAUGACUCAUUGAUACAAUCAGAAGUGGCCUGGACAGCAAAGUUGUGCGACUUUGGCAAUGCCGAGUCAAAAUCAUGGCAAAGAUCAACCGUCAUUGAUAGUCUUGAUGCAUCGCAGAUGUACUCCCCAAAGACAAAAGCAUCCGAGCAUUUUGCAUACGCAGGAACCCCAGGCUGGAUUCCUCCAGAAGCAUACCCCGAGAAAGGUUCCUUCAAGACCUUUGAUUUUGAAAACUUGAAGCGUUGCGAUAUCUAUGUCUAUGGACUUAUUUUGUGGCGCAUGUUUCAAAAUGACAAUGAACGAGGCGAUUACGAUAACGGAAGUAAGAAGCGCAAACCGAAUCGCAGACACUUGGUUGACGGAGAAAAGAUAACCCAGUAUCUACCUCCAUAUGAUCUGGCAUACAAAGAUGCAGCCAAAGCCAUCAAAAAAGCAACGGAUGUCGGGAAAAUACCUACAUCGAACGACAUGUGGCGGAUGCUCCGGGUUGUUAGGGCAGCGCUGCAGCCGAUACCUAAAUACCGAGACUCCCGUCCCUGGAAGUUUUUCGACACGAUAUAUUAUUCAAGGAUUCGAUCUUUCCAGGAAAAUCCAAUGCGAGAUGAAGUUAGAAGUGAGACAUACGAAAUAUUUUACAGAAAUGUUAGGCACAAUCGUGAUAUAGUCUCUGAUUUGAGUCUCAGAACAUCACGUCGGCUGUGGGAGACACGUUUCUUCUCGGAUUUGCCAGGUCCAAUUCUAUCGAUUUACACCUAUAUCAGACUGAGACUUCCAUCUUCAAUCGAAAAGCCGUCACGCCAGAAAGCUUUCGAAAAUUUGUACGCCGUCGCCUCAUCCAAGCUUUCACUCAAUUGGAGCUUAGGAGACAUUUCACAAUUGGAUCAUGCAGGAGCAAGUUGCUACUCUUUUGCAGAGCUAUCCUCAGAACUUGAGCAUAUGUCUGGAUGGUGGGAUACUAGAAAUUAUGGUUUAGAAGAUUUCCAUAAACUUUACGCGCUCGCUCGACUGCGUAGUAGAUUCAAGGACUGCUGUUGGCAAAGCUGGACCACAAGUUCUGGGAAUUUCAAUACAUUAGCGCGACUUUUAUGCUUUACAAAACCUACAGCGGUUAACCCCAGACUUGGAAUACGUCACUAUUCAAGCUGGUUAGGAUCUUCUAUCAGAAAUGAUUUUUCUGCCCUUGCAUGGCUGUGUAGGGGGGAGGUCGGUGAGCGGGAAUUGAGAGAGAUAGCCAACUCAGAAGUCUAUUCAUCCCGUCUUUGGCUGUGGACAUGUAAAAGAGAAAUUUCGUUGUCAUAUAGACUGGAUCUUUUCCACCUCUUUGUUGAGAAAGGGUGUUAUGUUGGCCCUCAUUUCCGUCAAUUUCUAGAAAGCUUGGUGGAAGAAUCGGAGUCAAUCCACACGAAUUAUAGUUAUAUAAUCAGUGCAUGCGCUAAGGUCAUGCAAUUCUCCCAGGUAACCUUGAGCCCGAAACCUGAUCAGAACCCGACCACUAUGGCGAUGCGCCGAUUUUUUCUCAAGGGAGAAUCCCCUGAUCAAACAGAAGAUGAAGUUGAUGAUUAUAAUACAAGUACAAUACUGCAUGAAGCAGUGAUUGCUUGUUGUUAUCCUGCGGUUGAACACUUUGUUCAGUGCGCCGCAAUUCCUCUUAUGUUACGUGAUAGGGCUGGAAAAACGCCACUCGAACUCGCUCUUGAGGCAAAGAAGAGUCACCUAAAACAAUGGCAACUGCUUCAAAUCAACGCAAUAGUGGGGAUCCUCUCCAAAACCUCAAAAUUAAAGGCCCCUAUAUCUGCGUUACCUCUGGGAUGGGAAUCUCUCCAACUUAGAGAUGGUGUCGAUGUAUUUUUUGAAUCGACGGUGAACCCAAAAAUUCCAUCGUUGACUUUUCAAGCUCCGAAAUUCAGUCUUUUGCAAGAAGCUCGGAUACCACUUGGAUCUAGGAAUUCUGGUUAUGGAGGACUGACAUAUAAUUUUGAUCUAGUACGUUUUAUGCACCGACCUUUGCUAGAUCGGCUGAAAGAUGCUCCCAUCAAAUUCGGCGAUGUUUGGUACGAAUCUGAAUGCCCAGGACUUCAUUCCUCUGUGGGAGCCUCCAUGAAGAAACUCUGGAUUCGAGUGAUAAUUCAAAUCUUCAAUGCCGCUAGGAUUGUUUUUUUCCGAAGCUAUCUCGAUAUCCUGCUGAUAUUUCUACCAAUAACCCUAUUUCUCUCAAGAGAUAAAGAGCAAAAUAGCAUUUUACUGGCCAUUUCUUUGUUGGCAGCAGUACCUAUUAUAGGGAGUCUGGAAGCUGCCCUCAAAGAUCUCCAUCCUGUGCUACAAGACUCCACUAACCAGACGCUAAUCUCGAGAGCCGGUAGCUGUGCUGCUGAAGCCUGUAUCGGUAUUAUAACAAUUAACCGAGGGGACACUGAACUCAUCAAAUAUUUUCUUGCUGGUACUGUUAUCUGUAAUCAGCUGCUCUUACCCGGCAUUUGCUUUGUUGCUGGCGGUAUUCAUAACAUUAGGGCUGGGACGUCGAUGGGCAUAGAACAACGAUUUAACGACACAAGUAUUGGUCUAACCUCCACACUAGCCGUAAUAGCAUCGGUAUUCUCGACGAUUGUUUUCUUUUUCGCAGAGACGCAAGAUACUUCCUCCCCACGAUUAGAAGCAGACAUCAUAUUCUUAUCCCGAGCCAUUGCUAUCGUGUCCCUUGUUCUAUUUGUAAUAUGGCUUGUCUUUCGACAUUAUACUCACACCUAUAUCUUCAAUGAUGACUUUCGGGAUGGAUACGAUGAUGAGCAUAGUCGUCCUAAUGUUGCAAUUUCUCGUUUCAAUAACACACUCGUGGCAAUCAUUUUCAUUGUUUUAUUGGCAAUGCAAAGUCGUAUUAUUGUGGCAUCAUUACAAGGUUUUGAUCCCCAAAACAAACGUGCUUUGGCUUUUGUUUGCAUACCACUCCUUCUUCGCUUUUCUAAACACGUCGAAGCUUUCAAGUCGUCAGUUAAAGAUGAUAUGGAUCAUACAUUAGACUUGACCUUGGGGUUUACGGUGACAAUUGGCCAUUUUGUAGGCCCUUUGCUGGUUGUACUGUCUUGGUCCAUGGGCAAAACGUUGACCCUGCUUUGUGAUUUAUACUGCACAACAGUCAUCGCGCUCAGCAGUCUCAUAAUCAAAUACGCAGUUACGAAUGGGACAUCCAAUUGGCUCAACGGAAUGUUAUUGAUCGUGGUGUAA